This is a messenger RNA of Necator americanus (New World hookworm), 1671 nucleotides long. RefSeq lists its product as uncharacterized. Gene Ontology annotation, cellular component: gap junction; plasma membrane. Gene Ontology annotation, molecular function: gap junction channel activity. Lineage: Eukaryota; Metazoa; Nematoda; Chromadorea; Rhabditida; Ancylostomatidae. The transcript has 16 exons. Bases 1 to 1671 code for a protein of 556 amino acids. The record is from RefSeq and is a predicted model, not a curated record.
AUGGUGGAACCAUCCAUUUUUCAUAAACAUCGUCUUCUUAGGAAAUGCGAGCAACUGAACCACGCAUCUCGCUAUCUUGUGCCUCCAUCAAGUGCUACACCUUACGGUACUAAUUUCUCAAGGACCUACUUAAACAAGGAACGAAAGUUUUUCCCAAGCGGGAUGCUACUGUACUACUUGGCAGCUAUAUUCAAAGGUCUUCAUCCAAGAGUUGAUGAUGACUUUGUGGACAAGCUGAAUUACCACUACACAUCAGCAAUUAUUUUUGCGUUUGCGAUCAUUGUCUCAGCUAAACAAUACGUGGGUUACCCCAUUCAGUGCUGGGUGCCGGCACAGUUUACUGAUGCGUGGGAACAGUAUACCGAGAAUUACUGUUGGGUCGAAAACACCUAUUAUUUACCCCUUACAAGUGCAUUCCCUCUCGAAUAUGGUGACCGAAGAGCACGUCAAAUCAGCUAUUAUCAAUGGGUUCCAUUCGUUUUAGCCUUAGAAGCUCUCUGUUUCUACAUUCCAUGCAUUAUGUGGCGCGGGCUAUUACACUGGCACUCAGGGAUUAACGUACAAUCGUUGACGCAAAUGGCAUGCGAUGCUCGAAUGAUGGACGCAGAUGCUCGUGCCGCGACCGUCCAGACAAUCGCUGGACACAUGGAAGACGCCCUCGAGAUUCAAAGAGAAGUCACCGACGUAUCGGGUCUGUGCGUAUCAAAACGCUGGGGUAAUUACGUCACGUGCUUGUACGUGUUUAUUAAAAUGCUCUAUUUAGGAAACGUUAUAUUACAAGUUUUUAUCCUGAACAGUUUUCUGGGUACCGACAACUUGUUUUAUGGCUUUCAUAUAUUAAAAGAUCUGCUUAACGGUCGAGAAUGGGAAGUCAGCGGUAACUUUCCCCGCGUGACCAUGUGUGAUUUUGAGGUGCGCGUGUUGGGAAAUGUACAUCAUCACACUGUUCAGUGCGUGCUUAUGAUUAAUAUGUUUAAUGAGAAGAUUUUUUUGUUCUUAUGGUUCUGGUAUUUUAUGGUAUCAAUAGUCUCGAUCACCUCUAUGUUGCAUUGGAUUCUCAUUUCAUUCCUACCUGGCCAGCAUAUGAAGUUCAUUAGAAAAUAUUUGCGGGCAACUGACCUUGCAACUGAUAGGCAGUCAGUGAAGAAGUUUGUUCACAAGUUCCUUGGUUUUGAUGGAGUCUUUUGUAUGCGUAUGAUAUCGGCACAUGCCGGCGAUAUAAUGGCCACGGAGUUGAUUGUUGCGCUUUGGCACAACUUCAAUGAUCGUGUUCGGAAGAGUCCUAUCGAGAUGUUUGAAGGCGGUGUCAGCCAGUCACCUAGUAAACUUGAUGCGAAUUUCAAGACUUGGUUGCUGGGUCAGACUAGAGCGAAGCCGCCCUUUGACGGCUCCAAUCCAACACGAGGCAAGAAAAGACCUCAGCACUCGCCUCGCCAACUAUCAAAUGCUACAUCCUCAUCACCCUCUUCGUCAUUUCGCCGUCGUCUCGAACAUCAAUCGGCUAUUUCAAGUACUAUCCACCUUAUAUUUGAUGCGAUCGCAGUUUUUGGAUUCAGCUGGAGACUGAUGCAUCCACAUGUUUCGUCGAAUUCGGUCAGCAUUCGUUCCGUUCGGCUAAUGCUAGGUAUUAUCGGUACGAUGUCAUCAGCAAAGCGCAAAUUGUGCGCAUAG